Gossypium raimondii (Peruvian cotton) is the source of this 1057-nucleotide messenger RNA. RefSeq names its product vesicle-associated membrane protein 714. The transcript is spliced from 4 exons. NCBI's taxonomy places the organism in Eukaryota, Viridiplantae, Streptophyta, Magnoliopsida, Malvales, Malvaceae. The coding region runs from base 139 to 801 and encodes 220 amino acids. The record is from RefSeq and is a predicted model, not a curated record. Gene Ontology annotation, cellular component: membrane. Gene Ontology annotation, biological process: vesicle-mediated transport.
AACUACAAAAGGAGAAGAAAGAAUUAUUAAAAUGUAAAGCAUGAAUUUUAGCUUAAUUGUUUUCAUAAAUAUUUAAACAAUUUUUACUUUCUGAAGCAAAAGAAAAAUAAAUUAACAAAAAAGGAAAAAAAAUUCUCGAUGGCGAUCCUUUACGCGGUGGUGGCUCGAGGCACGGUGGUUCUAGCGGAGUUUAGCGCCGUGACGGGGAACGCUGGGGCGGUGGCACGGAGGGUGCUGGAGAAACUUCCGGAGGAGGCUGAUUCGAGAUUAUGCUUCUCGCAAGAUCGUUAUAUCUUUCAUAUCCUUAGAUCCGAUGGCCUUUGUUUCCUCUGUAUGGCUAACGAUAACUUCGGAAGGAGAAUUCCAUUUUCGUACUUGGAGGAUAUUCACAUGAGGUUCAUGAAAAACUAUGGCAAAGUGGCUCAUUAUGCACCUGCAUAUGCAAUGAAUGAUGAAUUCUCGCGGGUGCUACAUCAACAAAUGGAGUUUUUCUCUAAUAAUCCUGGUGCAGAUACUCUCAAUCGUGUUAGAGGUGAAGUGGGUGAGAUUCGUACAAUUAUGGUGGAGAACAUUGAGAAAAUACUUGAAAGAGGCGACAGGAUUGAACUUCUUGUUGACAAAACUGCAACGAUGAAAGAUGGUGCAUUCCAUUUCAAGAAACAAUCUAAACGUCUUCGUCAAGCUCUUUGGAUGAAAAAUGCCAAACUCUUGGCACUGUUGACAUGCUUGAUUGUUCUGUUAUUGUACAUAAUAAUAGCUGCUUGCUGCGGAGGCAUCACUCUACCUUCUUGCAGAUCUUGAGUGGCAGUCUUACUGGUCUAAAUUUCUGCUGAGGUACGCAUUUAUCUUCAACAUUUUUGUGCAAGUUUGUACCUUUGGAGGCUCCUUGGUUUCCCAAUGGAGGUUUCUAGGUAUUUUUGGCAACAUAGUCUCUAUACCCGCUCAAUUGUGUCCACUAUUUUUUUUUGGGGUUCGAUGAAAACUGCCUGUUGUAACAAUCAUAAUAUUCACACAAUCAUCUGUUCAAUGAUUUUAGUUCUGGUGUCUUUAUAUUUUC